Durotheca rogersii is the source of this 2852-nucleotide messenger RNA. RefSeq lists its product as uncharacterized. The transcript has a single exon. The record is from RefSeq and is a predicted model, not a curated record. The coding region runs from base 339 to 2183 and encodes 614 amino acids. Lineage: Eukaryota; Fungi; Ascomycota; Sordariomycetes; Xylariales; Xylariaceae.
UGUAUUUGUUAUGUACGCGUCGGCGUGGGCCCGCGCGCCCCAGGGCCGGUUUCAAUUUUACAGACCCAUAUGUACCUACUGCGAACCGUGCCUCGUUUGCAUUCCCCGAAAACAAUCUUUCUUCACCGACUGAACAGAGAGACAUUCGAUCCAUCGACAAGUCGAACGUGUUAGCAUACCAAUCCCGCCAUUGUAGUUUCUUUCUCGUUGUCACGAAUAUCCGGGCCUAGCCAGAGUUGUCUCGACCUUUCCCGCGUCUGAUUGUGCCUCAUCAUCUCAACUUGCUCUUUCCGCCCAGAGAGGACGGAAAGAAAAGUGAAUCAAAACCAGUCCACGCCAUGGCUUCUUCCCCUGUUGCGAGACAGCAGCAACGUCGGAAGGCGUCUGCUAGAUCCAAGGCCGCCGCUCCCCAGCCGCAGCACGCGUCGGCGAGCAUCAGCAGCUUCGCCCGCGUGUCGAAAACCACUACCGCGAGGACCGACAGUAAGAAGCAGGACCCUGCUUCUAGUUCUCCCACACCCGCCACACCUGCUGCUACUACUACUACUAGAACUUCUACGCGGAGAAAGACCAGCGCUACCGCCGCGCUCGAACCCAUCACGCCCGCCUCGCGGAAGCGUAAGGCGGCGACGCGGCCGAGCGAGGUCGAAGACUCGCUCUCGGCCGACGAGGGGACGCCUAAGAGGACUGCUACUGCUGCUGCGGCUCCCGCCCUACGCGCACCAACAACCGCGCCACUACAACUACCAUCACAACCGGCCAAGCGCGGCCGCGGCCGCCCCCCGAAGAAACCACGCCAUGUCGCCCCCCUAGCUGCCAUUCCCACCACCACCAUCAGCGUACCGCCGAGGAAGCGAGCCCGCAGCCCGACCCCUUCAGCCAGCAUCGCCUCAGAGUCGGACGACGCGAGCGCGCUGCUCUUCAAGAAACUGCGCCUGGAGUCGUCGCCGGCUAGCACGCGCUUCUCGUCGUCAUUGUCAUCCUUCUCGGGCGACUCGUGCGCGCCGCCGCCGACGACGCCGGACACGCCCGUCUCGGACGCCGACUCGGGCGGGGCGCGCUCGCGCGCUCGCGCGCUCCCGCCGGCCGUCGCCGCGCUCGUCGACCUGCACGCGGCGCUGCUGCGCACGCUGUCGCUGCACGCGGCGCACGCGGGCGCCGGCGCGCCCGCCGACCUGCGCGCGCUGCGCGCCGACGCCGCGCGCGCGUGGGGCCGCCGCGCCGUCUCCGCCGACGACGUGCGCGCCUGCCUCGGCGUGCUGCUCGCCGCCGACACCACCGCCGCGCCGCCGCUCCUCGAGCUCGUCGACUACGGCCCCGGCAAGGUGUGCCUCGAGAUCCGCGCCGCGGCGGAGGAUGGCGCGGCGGCGAGGGCGGUGCCGCGUCCGCCGCUGCGCGAGGCUGAGCUCAAGGCCGCGUUCGCGGCCGAGGUGCGCGCGCGCUGGUCGCGCUGGUGCGCGGAGGAGGCGGGCGAGCGGGACGAGGACGAGGACGAGGAAGGCGACGCCCGCGCGUUCCUCGCGGCGCUGCCACGCGCGCCCGUCACAAUCUGCGAAUCCGUCGCCAAGGCCGCCCCGGUGCUCGACGCCGGGCGCCGCCGCCUCGACGCGCUGCGCGGCGGGCUCGAGGCCAAGCGCGCGGCGAAGCUGCGGCCGCCGACGGGAGGAGCGCGGGAGAGAAAGCUAGGACAGGGCCCGGGACCGGAGCCGCCGCAGCAGCAGCAGGAAGAGAAGGAGCAGAAGCAAGAACCGCAGCAGCAGCCGCAGCCGAAGCUCAGCCUUCUCGACCGGCUCCGCGCGAAGGCCCAGCAGAAAGCGGCGGGCGCGGGCGCGGGACAGCUGACGGCGGCGCAGGCGGCGCGGCGGGCGGCGCUGCAGCGGGCGCCGGCGGUGGGGGCGGUGCUGGGGAUGCUGGGGCGGGCGGAGGGGUCCGGGUUCGCGAUGGCGGCGGUGGUGCAGCGGCUGCGGGACUCGGCGCCGGGGGGGGCCGGGCUGGCGCGCGACGACGCGGCGGCGUGCGUGCGGCUCCUCGCCGCCGAGGUCGCGCCCGCCUGGGUCCGCGUCGUGCGCCUGCCCGGCCGCCCCGAGGCCGUCGUGCUCGACCCCGCGGCCGAGGUCGGCGCGCGGGAGCUGCGCGAGCGGGUCGAGGGGUUGUUGGCGCGGUUGCAGAGGGAGGGGAGGUGAGAAGAAGAAGAAGGAGAGGAGGAAUUCGGUGGGGAAAGGAAAGGAAAGGAAAGGAAGGGGAAUAGGGAUAAGGAUUAGGAGUAGGGAGGAGGCAGAGAAAGAAGAAUAAGAAGGGAGAGGAACGUGAACAAGAAGGAAGAAGACGAAGAGAUUGUAUAAUGCGCGGAGAGGGCGUCGGCGGGGGAGGUGUUGUUACACUGCUGCGUGGCUGUAUUUUGCAUUGCAUGGCAUGGCAUCGCGUCGCAUGGCCUUGCGGCGUCGGGGUAUGAAUGGUUCUUGUAUUAUCGUGUUGGAUUGGGUGGGAGGGCGUACCAGUCGGCAUAGCGAGCGCGCGUGCGUUCUGUCCAUUUCCGCGGAGGCUGCGGGCGUAUCUAGGUGUAACCACCGCAAGUAAUGAAACUCGAAAUAUCAAACAUCAAACCAGACUUGCCGACGAGGUGUGCCUCUGUAGUCUAUUGCUCGCCGUCCUCCCGUCUUCUCCAUGCAAGAGACUGUACAUGCGAGCGGACCAAGUCCCGCCGACGCCCCGUCUUCGCGGCGGGAGCAGGCCGGGGAAGGACGGGGAUCCAGGAACCAAGACACGUGCUCCCCCGGCCCCUCCGGUACACUUCAUCGUACAGCUUUUCCCCAUCCGCUUUACUUCACGGUUCUUGUCACGCGUUGCCCCAU